CUCUACUUGCGCCUGAGGAGGAGUCACUACACUACCACAGUUCCAUCCUUUGAGCAGAAGUAAGAAGUUGAAAAAUGCACUUGACUGUCUUCAGAGGAGACUCUCAUUUUGUGACGCCAUCAUUAUUUAGCUGUCGGUAAUGACAUAGUGUUUUACUUUGUUUUGGAUUUACUCUACGAGGAAAAAAGACUGACGGGCAGCCACACUGGACCCAAGGAUGAAGAUGUUGUUUUACCUGAUCGCUCUAGCCUUGGUAAGGCAGUCGUGGGGUCUUGGAUACGCGGAGCCCGGGGUUCGUAGUGGCCAGCGGGCGGCUAGUAGACACAGGAACUGGUGUGCUUAUGUGGUGACUCGGACUGUUAGCUGUGUGAUGGAGGAUGGCGUGGAGACAUAUAUCAAACCAGACUACCAACGUUGUACCUGGGGCCAGUGUCCUCGAGUAGCGUACCGGACAUACAGGAGGCCAAGGUACAAGGUGGCUUACAAGAUGGUUACAGAAAUGGAGUGGAAAUGUUGCCAUGGAUACUCAGGGGAGGACUGUCACGAGGGGCCGGUCGAUGGAGGGCGACCCCUUGUCACACAAACAGGCCACACACAUGGCACCGGACAGACUGGAAAUGGUGACAGUGAAAAGGUCAGACAGUUGGAACAGACAAUCAACGGCUUUGCCAAAGACCUCCAGAAUGUACACACUUCCAUUCAAGAUCUAAACCAGAAGUUUUCAGUCCUAAAUGGCGCUAUUGUGCCAGCUGAUUCAGCUCAGCCACACAUGAAAGAAACAAUCAAUAACAUCAACACAAAGCUGGACCAUCUGUAUAAUAGGACACAGGUCCACGAUGAGACCCUGCUCAACAUUAACAACCACUUAGAGAAUGGUGGAGGUAAUGACCUAGACGGAGCCGCUGUAGGACACCGAGGGAACCAGAUGAACACACUCAAGGAACAAAUACUGACAGAGUUGGAGAGAAGGGUGACUCUGUCCUGCUCUGCCUGCCAGGCUGGUGUGGAGGACUUGAGGAGGCAGCAACAGGAGGAUAGAGAAAGAGUAAGAGCCCUGGAGAAGCUCAUCAGCUCCAUGGACCAACAUUUUAGGCAGACACUGCAAAUCCUUCGCACUGAGACUGAAAACUCCCAGACAUGCUGCAAAACACUCACUGAGAUGGAGACGAGACUGUCAGAUCUGGAUAUCCAGGUCACCUCCACUGCCAGCAAGUGUGACACUAUUAAAGGGCGGCUGGAUAAAGAGCUGACUGGAAGCGGGGGAGGAAAGGGAAGGGUGACGGAGGACAAGAUGAAUGGCAAACUGAGGGAGUUGGAGAAGCGGGUGAACAAUACAGUGAGAAAAACAGAGCAAAAGUGUAUUAACACCGGCAACAAUAUAAAGGAUAGCGUCCAAAGAGAUGUCACGCAGUUACGAAACAUGGUAGUGAGUCAGCUGGAUGAUCACAGCUACAAAAUAGGAAAGCUUGAACUCGAUGUUGCGGCACUUGGAGACACUGUAACGGAUCACAGUCGACGCUUAAUCCAGUUAGAGAACGUCACAACCUUCUUGGACAGAAAUUUAAUAGCAACUACAAAAAUAUGUAAUGACACUUGUGGGCGCAGUGGAAAAGACCAUAAGACUGAGGACACUGUAAAAACAUUGGAAUGGAGAGUUGUGGCAAACCAAGGGGAAAUCCAGAAAUUUAACACAAGAUUAAACGAUUUGUCUGUGUCAGGUGACUCGCUAGCAGACAGGAUUAUUAAUUUAACAGAUGAUGUCAAAAAGAUUAUUGCUAUGACAGGCAAGGACGGUGAGAACUUCAAUAGGAUAGUCACAGAAGUUGAAACACUAAGCCAGGAUUGGGAAGACUGUUCAGUAUGCAGCAAUGUGGAGGAAGACUUACGUUUACUGGCCAACUCCACCACGACGGGCCUCAACAAGUGUCAGACCGAGUUGAAUGAUAUACGCAGAAAGGUGGACUCAGGAGAAACUGUGUGCUCCCAGGUAUGCUCAAACCUCCAAGAAGAAGUAGGGCGACUACGAGAAGAAGUGGAAAAGAGCCGUGAACAGUGUAAAAUCAACAUCAAUGAUAUGAGGAAUCGCUUAGACGGUCACACUGACCAUAAUGGAAGAUUGGGAGGAGAUCUGAAGUCCAUCCAAGGAGAGCUAUCUAAGGUCAUGGUCACAUUCCGUUCCAUUAAUGACACUUUGAAGGGCAUGGGUACCACCAUUCAGACACAUGGGUACGCGCUAGAUGAUCUGACUGACACUAAGGAAAAGAUCCAUUCUGAGGUGGACAACUUGAAGAAUGACUUGGCCGAGCAUGUCAUUGACUCAAACAUUCGAUUCGGCAGCCUUGGCAAAGAUCUUGAAGUGAUCAGAAGUAAUUACGUGACGGAGGUCGGGGAGUGUCGGCGAGCAAGCGAUGGCCUGGAACGCCGUUUCUCCAAACUCGAGGAACUGUGCGGACGCUUCGACUCUUUUUCAGACAGUUUGCAGAGGAUCAAAGAGGGCCUGAACCAACAUGUGUCCGGGCUGUGGACCUGCGUCAAUGGACUCAAUGUAACAGUCACAACUCAAGGACGUCUUAUCGAUAAUAUCCAAAAUGUCCAGCUGGAGAAUGUCCACACCAAGAUACACAGGCUCAACUCAUCACUGCUGGACUUGACAAAGGAGUUCCAUGAUUUUAUACGACAGGAUUUCAAGGGUCCACGUGGUCUACCGGGACCCAAAGGAGAGCGAGGGCAAUCUGGACCCCAGGGAGCUGUGGGACCUCAAGGAAAUGUGGGGCCUCGUGGCGAACAGGGCAAACAAGGACCAGCUGGACCCCCAGGUCUCAGAGGCGAACAGGGUCUUGCAGGGUCUGAUGCCCAUGUGCCAAGACUUUCGUUCUCCGCAGCGCUAACUCGACCAAUGAGGGGUGUUGGAACUAUCGUAUUUAACAAAGUAUUUGUCAAUGAAAAUGCUGUCUAUAACCCCAGAACAGGUUAUUUCACCGCUCCAGUGAGAGGGAGGUACUUUUUCAGUGGAAUCCUGACCGGACAUAAGAACAUAAAGAUCGAGGCGGUAUUAUCCAAAUCCAACACCGGUGUGGCUCGAGUCGACUCAGCAGGAUAUCAGCCUGAAGGCUUGGAAAAGCCAAUGGCGGAAGCAAAACAUAUUCCUGGAGCUCUAGCGGUUUUUAACAUCAUCCUUCCCAUGGAGAAAGGUGAUACUGUCUGUGUUGAUUUGGUCACUGGCAAGCUAGCCUACUCCUCAGAACCCUUGACCAUCUUCAGUGGGAUGUUACUGUAUGAGACUAUCUGAUCGGAUGGAUGUCGGUAACAUUUCCAGAGCGUGGACUCUUUUACGUGGAACCAACCAGGCAGUCAUGGAGACUAAAACAAUUCAAGAAGGUCUCUUGAGAGGAAACAAGGGUUCUUUCAGGGAAUUGUGAACUUUAAAUAAAAUGCUUUCACUUUCAGCCAAUGAUUUUUGUUUUGCAACUUUAAGGAGACACUUUGCUCUUUCUCAAAAAGCCGUGAUGUUCUUGAUAUCAUUUACAAAAGCUACUUCAUGGUUAUAUUACAAAUCUGUAUUUCUUGCCAAAAACUUGAAUCUUACUAUACAAUACCAUACACCUCAGGUGGAUUUUCUAAUGACACAUAGAAAUGGGGAUACACAAUUAAAGCACUUGGGGUUUUUUGUGUGCGAUACACCCACCACAUAACAUUUUUUUGCCAUGUUCAGUCAUUUCCUCCCUAAUGACAGCUAUUAUUUUCAUUUUGACCACAAGCAGAUUCCGAGAAACAUGAUUCAAGAAGCCAACUGUCCUAGAAAAAUGCUGAGGGGAAAUAAGUGGGAGUGUGACAAAGUUUAAACCACCGUUUUUCGCAUGAAGUUGGUGCAACAUCAUAUCAUCAGUUACUUUUUCACAGGCCUAAAAUGUCAUGUAAAGUCACACAAAUAUACACUGCUAAAAGAAAUAAAGGGAACAUUGAUGUUUUUAAGUGUACCCUUUAUUUUUAACUACUACCAAUACUUUAAAUGCUUUCUAAAGAAAAAAAGUUAUUUUUAGAUGAGUUAUUGUAUGAGCACUAAGAAUAUUUCCAUUACAAUCAAUGUAUUGCUGUUCACAAUGAAAAUUUACAUUGAUAAAAACAUGGCCUUAUCAUUUAUUGUUUGAAGUGGGAUUUUUAAAAAGAAUUGUAAACUCUGGAAGAAUUGUAAAUAUUAAAAAAACAUUUUACCAUGUAAUAUUUUAAGCGCUACCACUUCACUUUGCAAGGUACUGUAUAUUUUUGUAUGUUUUAUAAUAUGUGUUCCAAAUACAUGAUACACAAUUUCCACAGGGGCUUUGGCAGGAUGGUUUAUUCGGAGUUUGUCACUUAAUGUGCAGCAGUACUUCUCAACUAGUCGGGCACAGACCGAUGCCGGCGCGUGUGACCUUGGGGAAAUACUUCUUUGCCGUACUAUAAUAAAGUGUAAUUGCACAUCCACUCAGUGGGUGGCAGUGGUACUCUCAUUUUCAGAGCCCGCAGUAUUUUUUAACCAAACGAGCACACAGCAAAGAGCACUGGAGAUAUGAAAAGCUACGACGGGGAAAUACAGUUGUGUUAGAAAUUAUUCAGCCCCCACAGUGGAUAAGUGUUUUUGCUUCACAUUAAUUUUUCAUCUUGUUUAUAAUAACAUCAAAUAAUGACAUGUCAAAUAGACUAAUACAACUGAAAUAACAAAAAUAUUUUGGGGAAUAUUCCAAUUAAUGGCCUUUCUGUGAUUACCUCAUUGACAAAAUUAUUCAACCCUCCCAAGUCCACCACUUUUAAGAACAAAGGUUUCCAUCAGGUGUUGUCAAACAGCUGAUGAAAACAUCUUUAGAUUAGAGGUAAGAGGUAAGCCCGAGUCCGAACCCAAAUUCGGGCCGGGUCAGGCCAAAAAAUGUCAAUUUUUAGGGUUGGGCCGGGCUUCUCUCUCGCUGUUUUUAUAAGAGCCAGAGCAUGCCGUGCGCACGUGAACGCCGUGGCCAGGCCCUCUUUUUAAUCUUCCCCUCCACACCCAUUACAUAUUUUUGACCUGCUAUUUCAAUAUGGAGCAACAAGAAGUUUAAAAAAAACUGAACACGGGGGAAUUGAAAAGACAAUCACGCACCGAUAAUGGUGGGGUGUGGAAAGGCUUCAAAUUGAUUGUUGAAGAUGCUACAGAAACCUGUGUCCGCUACGCUGAAUGUAACAAAUGUGGCGCUUUGCUCUCAUAUGAGAGCAGAAAGACUGGAACCUCGACACUGAGACGGCAGUUAAAAUACUGUACUGGCAGAAAUGAUUGUGUGGAAAGGCUUCAGACUGAUUGUUGAAGAUGCUACAGAAACCUGUGUCGGCUACGCUGAAUGUAACAAAUGUGGCGGUUUGCUCUCAUACGAGAGCAGAAAGACUGGAACCUCUACACUGAGACGGCAUUUAAAAUACUGUACUGGCAGAAAUGAUUAUGGUACGAACAUAAAAUUUUGGGUUUGUUUUGUGCUCGAGCCUGCAAAUCAAGUUAAUUGAUCAGGCUCGGCCCGGGUCGAGCUUUAUUACCCACGGACCUGUGUCGGGGUCGGGCUAGAUUUUUCAGGCCAGAUCUUACCUGUACUGUAGUUGCGAAUGCAACCCUAAUGAGCAGCAAUUAAGUAGAUUUAAGAGGACUGUGACACAUGGCUCUUCUGGGCAGGUAAUGACAUCUCUACAACAUGGUGAAGUCCAAGGAAUGGUCAAAAAUGUUCAGAGAGAGGUCAUCUCACUUCAUAAGCAAGGAUGUGGAUAUUAAAAUUAAAAAUUGGGAGCAUAGUCCAGAAGUUUAAAGCUAAAGGCACAGUGCAAACAUUACCUGGGCGUAGUAGAAAGAGGUUACUGUCUGCAACUGCUGUGCGAUACCGGAAGCGAAAGGUGGAGAAAAAUCCCCAGACAAUAAGACGCACACUGCGAAAUGAUGGCUUCCAUGUAAGAAUGCCCAUGCGCACCCCCCUUCUGACUCCAAAGCAAAAGAAGUAUGCCAAAAACCACGUAGACAAACCACAAAGGUUUUGCGAUACCGUUCUCUGGAGUGAUGACACCAAACUGGAGCUUUUUGGGCCAAUGGAUCAACGGUACGUAUGGAGGAGAAAGAAUGAUGCCUAUAAAGAAAAGAACACCCUAUCUACUGUGAAGCACGGUGGGGGGGGGUCAGUCAUGCGUUGGGGUUGUUUUGCUUCUUCACUUACAGGGAAUCUUCAUCGUGUGCAAGGUAUUAUAAAUUCAGUUCAAUACCAGGAGAUAUUGGAUGCAAAUGUCAUGCACUCAUUGACAAAGCUGAGGCUUGGGUGAGGUUGGACCUUCCAACAGGACAGUGAUCCUAAACAUACCUCAACAUCUACCAAAUAUUAGUUGCAAAAGAAAUGCUGCAAGAUUUUGGAGUGGCCACCACAAUCACCAGACUUAAAUCCCAUUGAAAAUCUCUGGGGGGACUUGGAGAAGGCAGUUGCAGCAUGCAAGCCCAAAAAAUAUUAGUGAACUGGAGGCCUUUGCCCAUGAGGAAUGGGCAAAGAUACCUGUGGAGCGCUGCAAGAAACUUGUGUCAAGCUAUGUUUCAUGUCUAAAGGAUGUUAUUGUUGCAAAAGGAUGUUUUACUAAGUAGUAAAGUUAUACAUGCCUAAGGGGUUGAAUAAUUUUGUCAAUGACGUAAUCACAGAUAUGCCAUAAAUGGGAAUAUUCAAACAAAUAUUUUCGUUAUUCCAGUUGUAUUUGUUUAUUUCACAUGUCAUUAUUUAAUGUAAUUACAGUACAAACCAGAUAAAAAAUAAAUAUCAAACUUGCAAAACACAUCUACUGUGGGGGUUGAAUAAUUUUGAACACAACUCUAUUUCCCUGUCUUACCUCUUCAUAUCUUCAUGCUCUUUGUUGUGUGCUCGUUUGGUUAAAGAAAUACUGCACACUCUCUGGAAAUGAGAGCACCAAUGUCAGCCACUGAGUGCAUGUGCAAUUACACUUUAUUCUAGUACGGCAUAAAAGUAUCUCCCCAAGGUUGCGUAUGUAGCGGGAGUGUGGGAGUGGGAGACGAGGAAAAACCGGUCUGUUUACUGUGUCUAAAAAUGUUUGCAGCAGACUGCAGGAAGCCAAAUCAAUUAAGUCGUCACCUAAAGACAUCAGAAUCCAACCACAUUGAUAAGCCGCUUGUAUUUUUUUUUCAGCAGCAACGUGCCGAAUAUUGCCAAAAAUGGAUCCGCUUUGUCAGUGUUACAUCAGUAAACCAGUGACCGCUGUUAGCAUCAUAUACUAUAAGGUGGCAUACAAAGUUGCUCAGUGCAAAAUAACCCCACACUAUAGCAAAGAAGCUGAUACUACCUACAGCAUAAAUAAAACCUGUCACUCUGUCCAAUUACACUGUUGUUUUUGUCCUAUUAAAGCAACACUCGGUAACUUUUCAGUUUUAGUCCAUUUUAACGACGCCGGCGGACAAACACGGUAGUGUUUUGCCUUAAGUAAAACUGCUUUUCCCAUGAAGACCAGCACAGAGCGUCAUAAAAUCAUGAUUUCUCGGUCGCCUACAGAUGGAUUAAAUCACAUUUCUGUUUCCAGCAGCUGUGUGAAGGAUGAAUAGUAAUGAGGUAAUGAAUCCAGUUGUAGCUAAACAAUAGAAUAUGCUGAUGAUGACAAUAAGAAACAUACGUUUGAUUUUGUACCGUAUUCCCCCACAUGCCCUCCGGCCCCCACCCGAACCGGUCAGCGAGUGAAAGCAGGGCCAAUGUUUAUUCUUGAGUGAACUUCUAUCCUGGUAGCCUUUUGGUUUUUGUCUCCUCGCACAAAACUUUUUGUCUCUUUUGUUGCUUUGCCAUCUUUGCAGAAUUCGCACGAAAGCAUUUGCAUCGACUUCAGUCUUUAUAACAAAUGGGGAAAGGAGGAAGUUAAGUAUGCCGUAAAGCAGUCGGCACAUUGAUAGUUUUUUGUGUGGCAGGGUUCCUGCCCCCGUCCUCAAAGUGAAUUAGUGCCGGUGAAAGCAAUACAGACCCCCUAAAGAGGUGUCACUCAACUAGUUGACGGUCGACAUAUCAUCACAAAUGUUAUGAAAAUAUUUUAAAAAGGUUGAAAAGUUACCUAUUGUUGCUUUAAUUUUUGUUUUUUUGUUUUUUUUUUGGUCAAAUUGUUUGGCAUAUUGUUCUCAUGAGUUACUGUUGCUAAUCAAUUUGAAUUUAUUCUUAUUUAUUGAUUUUAUUAAAUUUUAUUUUUCACUAUCAAAUGGUCAAAAAAGUAACUUGAGUGUAUUUUUACAGUUUGAAUGUGACUUUUUUUUUUAAUUCUGGCAAAUUGAUAAGCUUUAAGUAUUUUCUGUUACAAACAAAACAAUGUUAAUAAAGCUAUACUUUAUUGUAAGUUGUUCUGUAUUCCUUUUUUUCUAGGAUAUUAAAAAGGGCACAAUAUUAUGCAAAUGUGUACUACAGUCAUAAUAUUUUUAUAUGCAAAUGAUGGUGUUGGGAUUGGAAACGUGUACGUCUUCCUGGGGGGCUGUAACAGAAAAUAAUUGAGAAGCACUGCUGUACAGUUACCAUUGUGUGCAAGAUUUCUCACAGUUAUUAACGCUCUACUACUUGUAUGAAGCUGUGCUAUAAGUUUGUAUAUGAUUUUUCUUUUACGUACAGCACAGGCCAAAAGUUUGGACACACCUUCUCAUUCGUGCGUUUUCUUUAUUUUCAUGGCUAUUUACAUUGUAAAUUCUCACUGAAGGUAAUAAAACUAUGAAUGAACACGUGUGGAAUUAUGGACUUAGCAAAAAUGGGUGAAAUAACUAAAAACAUGUAUAAUAUUCUUGUAUCUUUAAAGUAGCCACCCUUUGCUCUGAUUACUUUUUUUGCACACGCUUGCCAUUCUCUUGAUGAGCUUCAAGAGGGAGUCACCUAAAAUGAUUUUUGACUUCACAGGCAAGGGCAUAGGUUUGCAUAGGGGAAGUAGGGACAUAACACUACCAACUUAUCAGCUCAAAUUGUCCCCACCAACUUUUAAGCAACCUUAUUUGCAUUAUAUAAUGACUUCAGCCAUAUAGGUAAAUCACAUUGUUUUCCCAUAUGUCGUAAGAAUAAAACUGACCCAACCAUUAUUAAGUUAAUUAAUUUUUAAUUGUGUUUAGACUUAUAUUUACCCCUUUUCAUUUACUGAAUGUGCCGGUCCAGUUCCCACCCCGCCCCCUUCCCAAAUGCAUGUUUGAUUGGCUGAUGACUUACUUUUAUUGAAAAUCUAUUUAUUUACUUACUACGUUAUAUAUUUAAAAGCAUUUUUAUUUGCAGCCUAUGCUGACAUUUUUUUUUCUCCAGAUAAUCAUACAUCAUAAUCAAGGUAAAAAGUUUUCAUGUUUUGUUGAGGCUCCAUUGUUAUAGAUUUUUGUUGUGCUCUGACU
Molecule: messenger RNA, 9361 nt
Organism: Corythoichthys intestinalis (scribbled pipefish)
Lineage: Eukaryota; Metazoa; Chordata; Actinopteri; Syngnathiformes; Syngnathidae
Gene: emilin1a
Product: elastin microfibril interfacer 1a
Exons: 12
Coding region: 218-3289 (1023 amino acids)
Molecular function (GO): protein binding
Source: RefSeq, a predicted model, not a curated record